AGUAGUGCGUGGGUUGGCAGCGGACGCGCUAGCCUUGGCUACGAGGAAAACUGUUAAAAUAAACUAAAGCCUAAACAAACUAAUUUGCAAAAAACCUGUAUUUCGUGUAAAUUAAAUAGAAUCAGUGAACAAUUAUAUAUGUUUUCGCUAAUCUUUUGGAAUAUGAUGCGGCUUUUAAUCUUCGUUAGCCUUCUGGCUCUCUGCCGGGGGCAAGAGAGCCCUACAUCGGGUGACCUGGACUCAGUCAUCAAACAAAUCUUCGGAGACCCCAACAGCAUGACUACAGCUAACCCCGUAGCUCAAGCGUCCACGUUGGUACCGGGAAUUUCCGAUAAUAACGGUGGCGACAAGAGCUGCAAGUUGGAAGACGGCAGCAUAGGCGAAUGCGUCCGAUACUAUUUAUGUAACGGCAACAACUCUGUCAUCACUGACGGUAUCGGCAUCAUUGAUAUACGUGUACGCGACGGCCCGUGCGCCUCGUACAUGGACACGUGCUGUCUCCCACCAGACACAAGGGAUAUCACUAACCCAAUAACGCCUCCACCCCCCACACAGCCAGAGCGACUGGGCUGCGGCUGGCGCAACACCGAUGGCGUCGGUUUUCGCAUCACUGGCGACAAGGACGGCGAGGCUAAGUUCGGUGAAUUCCCCUGGAUGGUUGCUGUUUUGAAAAUCGAACCUGUGAACGACAACGAGCCCAACGGCCAGAAGCUUAAUGUCUACGUCGGCGGUGGAUCUCUGAUCCAUCCUAGUGUUGUGCUGACAGCAGCGCACUAUGUCGCCGGAGCUAAAGCUCUCAGGGCUAGAGCCGGAGAAUGGGACACCCAAACCACUAAGGAGAUCUAUCCGUACCAGGAUAGGGACGUGGCCAGAAUCGAGGUUCACAAGGACUUUAACAAAGGCAAUCUCUUCUAUGAUAUCGCUUUGCUAUUCCUGGCACAACCCAUGGAUUUGGCACCGAACGUUGGUGUGGUAUGUCUGCCACCACCGCGCGAGAGGGUACCUGGUGGUACUCGAUGCUUUGCUUCCGGUUGGGGCAAGGACAAGUUCGGAAAGGAAGGACGAUACCAGGUUAUCCUCAAAAAGGUGGAAGUGCCGGUUGUCGAACGGUCGAAAUGUCAAACUCAACUACGGAAUACGCGCCUUGGCCACUUCUUCGAACUGCACACGUCGUUCAUGUGCGCUGGCGGGGAAGCUGGCAAAGACACCUGCAAGGGAGACGGCGGCUCACCACUGACCUGCCCUAUUGAGUACGAAAAAGAUCGCUACAUGCAGAGCGGCAUCGUGGCUUGGGGGAUAGGAUGCGGUGAAGACGGAACCCCCGGGGUGUACGUGGACGUCUCCAACCUCCGCAACUGGAUCGACGACAAAGUGGCCGGCGCUGGCUACGAUCCAAUGACCUACGUCAUUUAAUUGCACUUAUUCAUCAACAUAUUCAUCAAACGCACGUCUUUGAAGAAAACCCGCAAAAUUUUAAUUUCGACCUUGCAAAAAGUUAAGGUUGAGGCGGACACAGAAAAACAAGAACAAAAUACUCAAUUGCCCGGAAUAAAUGAUCUUUAAUAAAU
This is a messenger RNA of Parnassius mnemosyne (clouded apollo), 1568 nucleotides long. NCBI's taxonomy places the organism in Eukaryota, Metazoa, Arthropoda, Insecta, Lepidoptera, Papilionidae. The record is from the annotation of a GenBank genome assembly.